AUGAUAGUGGCACAUAGAAGCACCAAAAAGGCUUCGCCCGAAUGGUCGGGACAGCCAGAGGAGUGUGAGAUGCGAAACCCGCCGCAAUUCGAAUUGCCACGGCUCAACGCCUUGGAUUGUGUGUUGUUUGCUGUCUUUGUCAGAGACCUGGAAUUCCGCAACGCCUACAAUGCGUACACUGUGGAGCUUUGCUUUGGUCUGGCUUGCAGCGCUGUGCUGUGGCGAAAGCCCUCUUUAUCUUUGCUGGUUUUUCCGGUGAUUGGCCUGCUCCUCAAGGAGGGAACCAUGCAACUGACGGGAUUCCAAAGUUCACAGCAAGUGGACAUUUGCAUUACAAACAGAUGCUUAUGGCUAUACAGCGUUUACAUGAACAAGGCCGAUUUGCCAGUCAUUGGUUCACAAAAUCAGGGCGAGUUUUGCUCUGCCGCUGGCAUUGCUAGCCUAGCAUGCAUGCUGCCGUGCGGCCUUAAGAGCGUGAUCGCACGGCAGCGAGUGAAAUCCUUCUCCUUCCUGGCAUUGAAGGAGAAGGCCGCCAGAGCUUUGAAUUUCGUGCACCCUCAGAGUGGUAAUGUUUGGAAGCCUCGGCACCUCUUCACCGAAACACCCAGUGGAAAUCUCCGGGAGCUGCAGACCUCAGAGCUCCAAAGGGAGAAGGUCUUGUGGGCAGAGCCUCCCUGGCAUGCGGGCGCAGUGCUGCAACAGGGCCUAACCUCGCGACGACGCUGGACUUGGGGGUCGCGCAUCUACCAGAGACUCUUGCGGAUGCCUUGCUGCGUGCCACUGCACCGGCUUUGGCACAGCGCACGCAGCACCGCCUCGGCAGCCAAAGGCGGUGCUCGCAGCUCCCCACGCCGGGAGAAGAAGCCACAGGAUCCCAAGAGACCCAGCCACUUUAUUUCGGUGCGAAUGGGCGAAGAUGUACGGAAGGCCGCUGUGAAAGUGCAGAAGGAGUGUUUGAUCCCAAGCAGCCAGCUCCAUUUGACACUCCUGACGCUGACGCUGCAAACAGAGGAGGACAUACAGGUUGCCAAAGAACGCCUCAAUCAAGUAGCUGAUGCAGAAGGCUUCAGCUUCAAGCUACAAGGCUUGGAGUCCUUCGGGCACCGAGUACUCUUUGCCCGUGCUCGUGAUGAUGGGUCCCAGGGAUUUGCAUCCCUUUGCUCUCUGCACACGCGCGUCCUCCGGCACGAUGCCAAGCGCCUGGGGCUGCAGAUGCGAAGCGAUGGAUCUGUGGCGCUGAAGGAUCUAGUGGCUUUGUCGUUCUUCAGAACCAAUGGCUAUUCGGAGGCCGAUGUGGAAAGAGAAGUGAGAUGCAACGCCAAGCAACGGUUCUCCCUUUGGCUAGACGAUGGCGUGAAGCGCAUUCGCGCUAACCAGGGCCACAAGAUGAAAGAGGUCGUGGACUCCGAGCUCUUGACGCCGAUCCUGUCGGCCUCAGAGCUGCCGGUGUGCAUUCAUGGAACCUACAUGAAGAGGUGGCACUACAAGAAGAAGUGCUAUGUGGACGUUUGGCCUGCCAUCAAACGCGAAGGUUUGAAACCCAUGGGCCGCAACCAUAUCCAUUUUGUGCCUCAUGAGGUCGGCUCUCGCACGGUGAUCAGUGGCAUGCGCCAAGAUUGCACUGUUGCGAUCUACUUGGAUGUGCCAAAAGCCUUGGACAUGGGGAUCAAGCUCUUCCGUUCCGCCAACGACGUGGUCUUGACCCGCGGGGACGAAGCAGGACAUGUUCCAACGGAGCUCUUCACACGAGUCGUGGAGAUCAAGACGGGUCGGUUGCUUUGGUGCCGAAGCGGCACCAUGUGGAGGCUGCCGACGCCGCCUUCACGCGAAAGCAUGGGCGGCAAGGGCUGGUCAAAGCGUCAGCGCCGACUUCCCUUCCUAUGUGCGCUCGCCUUCCUUGCUCGCUCGUGUGAUUUUCUGAGCGAGGAUGAGGCUGCCGACGCCGCCUUCAUGCGAAAGCAUGGGCGGCAAGGGCUGGUCAAAGCGUCAGAGAGAAAUCGGCUGGCGCACGCCUUGACUGGCAAUACGUCUGGCAGCGAGGACUUUCCUUCCUAUGUGCGCUCGCCUUCCUUUCUCACUCGUGAUUUUCUGAGCGAGGAUGAGGAAGAGGACAGCGCCUGGGCUAAAUUGGAGCAUUGCAAGCUGGGGUGCUUCCAGCCGCAUGUGACCAUCGCAAAGACCAGUCGUGCGCGCCAGCACGCAAGCGGUGCUCGCAUUCCAGAGAGCUGCUGGCAGGCCCUCCGGAAGGUGGAGCUGGGCACCGUGAUGGUUGACUCCCUCGAGCUGUGUCGGAUGAAGGGCGAUGAGCAAACAGGUGGAGCUCCCUGGGCCGAAAGUCCAGGUGUUGAUCCAAACGCACCUUCGAUCAAACUGAAUGCAUGGGGGGGAAAUGAUGAGAUAUUGGUUUGGCAUUGGUAA
Messenger RNA from Durusdinium trenchii, 2418 nucleotides. The record is from the annotation of a GenBank genome assembly. NCBI's taxonomy places the organism in Eukaryota, Dinophyceae, Suessiales, Symbiodiniaceae.